UAUGAGCAGAUGAAUCAACGGGAAAGGGAAUGGCCGAAGUCAACUCAUUUUUCUCCGUUCGAUUUUAGUUUUACUGCGAGACGAAAUACGUUUAAAGACUUUUUGUACUCUUAUAUACAUGUGGAUCACAUAGAACAACUAAACUAAAGAAGAAUCCGAAGUUAUAUACCGUGAAAUGAAGACCGCAACCCAGAUAAGCGCCAGAGCCAGCUGUUUGUUGACAAUGACAUACGUCACUUUGGUGCUAAGUGUGCGAGCGGGGGUUGGUAUGCCAACAACAAUUCCCCAAUUAGUGAACAACCAAGUAGAACACACACUGUUGGGUAUGAGUACUUCCACUGUAAGCUACGGCCCAAUACCACCAAUACAAGACACAGGAACAUCUGCUGAAGCUCUUACACUUCAAACAGAGCCCAGUUCUUAUAAUUACCAAGCUGAAUUCCACAAACUGGUAGGAGCAAUCAAUUCCUUGGUUAGAAAUGCUACUGACUGGAUUAAAUCUGCCUCACAGCAGCUAUACCAGUGGGGCAUUAGUAGUGAAAAGAAAGUGGCUUGGAAAUAUGUGUUGCCAGUGGACAGUAUUUCCAGAAAAACAUUUAAACUUGUAAGGAAUGAGCCUUUACCACUGAAAUUUAGAGGAUUUGGUUUGCUUACAGAAACUUCUAACAGCCCAGACAACCAGAUAAUGAGCACCAGACUUGGCGUGGGCACUUCCACAAUGAAUUAUGGCUUUGCAUCUGAAAGUGCCCAUGGGGAUGAUUUGUCUCUUGAUGAGAUAGUUGGUGCGUUUAAAGAAGAGAUCCAAAAACUGGUAGGAGACAUUGAUUCUUAUGUAAAAAAUUUCACAAUCUGGAUAAAAACAGGUGCACAAAACUUUUCCUAUUGGGCUUCACAGGAGAGUGCUAAACCACUCAAUGGCACAGUAAGGAAAAGAGUGAAAAAACAUGCUUUGGCAUUACCUAAACCAACUACACCUCCUGUCUGGAAGAGGGUAAGGCUUCCCAGGUUGACUGAAACAUCUGUAGUUGAGGAGAUCAAAAUGCCACCAGUAGCACCUAGAGUUUUGAUGCCUCCAAAGAUUGGGAUGGCAGUGGAUAGCCGACUGCUUGGUUCUGCUCAUCUUUAUGUUCCACCUCCAUCCUUUGUAUCAUAUAGUUACAAGAUCCAUUUAAUACUGGGUGUUGUUGUGGUGUUUUUUAUCUCCUGUUUUGCAGCUCUUUUUGUUGGGAGGAAGGGAAAAUCCAAGAUCAUCCCUGGCCCAUAUGUGUUGGAUGGCUUUUAUGCAUACAUUAUAACAUUGAGGACAAGUUUUAAACGACAUGCUGGGACUAAUGGUAAAAUUAAGAUACAACUGUUUUCUAACAGUUCAUCAUCACCAGAAUAUGUAUUGCCAAGGAGCAAAAAGAAGGUUCUUUCUCGUGGAAAGGAGGCUAUGCUCCUUGUUUACACCAAAGCUCCCCUUGGAGAACUUACACAUGUCCUUGUAACUUUGAAUGGAUAUGGUGUUAAGGCAAAAUGGCAUUUGACUGAUCUGACUGUGUCUGACCCUUGGGCUGACAGAGAGUGGUAUUUUGCUAAUGAUAAGUGGCUAAAACCCAAGCAUAAUGGUGCUGCUCAAACCCAUACCCUUCCUUUAACUGAUGUUAGCAAUGCUUACAACUUAAUGUGGAGUAAUCUGCAUAGGAUAGUCAUGAGGUACCACACAUGGAUUUAUCCUGUGUUUGGUGGUGGGCAAGAGCAUGCUGAGGUGCUUUCCAGACCAGCCACUGUUUUGCUCCUCUUUUCAACUGUUGGAAACUUCCUUCUUGGAAAUGUACUGAUGGAGACAGCACUCAAGACAGUUGGCAGUCACCAAGUUGCCUUACAUUUCUCAGCCAAUACUCUCCUCAUCACAUUUGUUGUGAAUGCUGCCAUCUGUGUUGCCAAUUGUGUCUGUGAAAUAUUCCUUGGAAAUAUAAAAUCAAAGAAAUUGUGCACUGACAUUUGUGAUAGAGUAUCCGCAUUUCAAGCGCAUCAAGAAAAACCACGAGCAACAGAAAAGAAUCAUUUGCAAGCCAAAGAUAGCAGCAUAGAUCUUGCACACAGCAACUUUUAUGAUAAUAAACUACUAUUCUCUCAAGAUAAUGCUGGAUGCUAUGUACUUCAUGAGGAUGAGGAAAAUUUAGAGAGAAUCCCAAGCACCAAAUCCCUAUGCAACAUUGCAAGAGAGAGCACCCAAGCUAGCAGUGGGAAACGUCGUUACACCAUGUUUGCAACUACACAUGCUCUCAAGUUGUCCAAAACAGAAAUGAUAAGGAAGAAGCUCAACUUACAACGCUUGAGCCGAAUUGAUGUAGAAACAUCUGAUUUGCCAUUGCAAAGAUCCAAAUCAGACACUGCUGUAAGGCGACAUUGUCUCCUCUGCCAGAAGGUAAUGGAAGAUCCAUAUCCCAUCCACUGGUAUUGCAAAUAUCAGAAGGCUGUACAGCUAGGAUGGGCAUCAGCUCCUGCUAAUGGCCCAGAAGCCACUGUUUACGACACAGCUGAUGCUCUAUGUGAUUACAUGGGUGUACCAAGGUUGGCAAAGAAGAAUAAAAUUGAGCCCAAUGAUCAUGUAGAUGAGGACCACCAAGAUGCUUACUUUCCUGAUGUAAAACUGACAGACCUACCUCAACAAGAACAACAAAUUUGGAUCAGCAAGCUCCUUCAGAUCAAUCCCUUGUGGGCAGCAAAAAUCAGCUCAUUGGAGGCAGGUAAAGGAGAGCCUGCAAGCAUUAAUACGACUACAGAGGAAAUGCCGUGUGAGAUGCAGUUGCCAGCAACAAAUAUGAAAUCAGAGCUAGCAACAGCAAUUUUAUCUUUGACAAUAUUUAAGGCCCCAAGCACAGAAAGGGAAAUUAACCCAGAAGACAACGUUAACGUGGAGAUAAGCUUGACCUUGGGGAACACUGAGAAGAGAGCUGCUGAGUUCCUGAAUGAGUUAAUUGGUGACAUGGUCAAUAUGCUAAUAAAAGGCAAGACCUCUGCAGAAGACAGGGUUCUAGGGUGGCAAACAAAAGUAUUUGAGUUCAUGACAACUUACCAGAAGGUCCACCUUCAGAAUAAGAGAAAAUCUACAGAAGAGGGAGGUGAAGGCAAAGACAUGCCCCAGAACGAAGAACCAGAUAAGCAUGCACCAAAGCUGUCUCUUACUGAGAAGCGGAACAGAUCUGUGUUUGACACAAAGGGAUUUGAUACUGUUGUAAGAAGAUUGAGUCAGGAAAUGACAAUGAAGACCAUUACAGAAGACCUAUCUGAUCAUGAAAAUGAAUGGGAGGAUGAUUUGAGUGGCAGGCUGCAACUGAAUAUAACUGGAGAGUACAUAAGACAGAAGGACAUCAAGACACGUAUAGAGGCAGUUGCGCAAACUGGUGAGUCACUUUUUGCCCUGGACUGGCAGCCUGUGGAGGAAAAGCUUGACAAUGUCUGUGAGCCACAGAGUGUCAUGCAACAGAUUGGAUUGCACACUGGAAAACUUGCUCCAGAUCUCAAACCUCUGCAGAGGAAAUCUGGCUAUGUGUGUGGCCGUAGUCUCACACACCUGUCUGCAUCAGCGUCUGUGAACCACCUCAAAGAAGUUGUUCCAAUGAUGCAAGCAAUGUCAAAGACAAGACAAAAUGCAUCUCUGGCAAACUUGACAGCAUCAGAAGAUACAACUCAGAGUAAUGUUCAGAAUAUGGUUGCUGGCACCAGACCUCAUUUAUUGUUAGGUGAAUUGAUGUCCAAAAUAAUAGCUAAUGACCCAGAUGUUGGUUUGAAUGUUUUCAAGAUGCUUCCAAUCAUACCAGUUGACAUUACAGCUGAGUCAUUGAAGGAUUUGGCCCAAGGUACCGCCCAUGGUCUUUUAGCAUCAUUUGAAGAUAUGUGUGACAUUGCCACUGAAGUCAGCCAGAUGGCAAUGGAAGAGUUUUCAAAUAAAUUGGUUGAGAGUCUUCUGCAGGUGAUCUCCACCAAGUUGGAUGCUGACAAACAGUGUAGUCAGAGCCCUUCCACAUGCCUGAUGACAAAUGAAGAGACUGAGAGCCAACAACCAGGACAAUGCUUUCACCAUGACAUUCCAUCAACACAUACAAUCAUUGGUCAGGUGCAGCAGCUAAUGGAGAAAGAAAUGAUUGAGAUCAGAAAUGACGAGAAUCAAAUGAUAACAGAGGCGUUUACCUACCAUUACCUGGAUGCACUGAUUUUUAAUGCCAUCAUUAGAGCUCAGUAUGCCAUUUUACACCAAAGCGAUAGGGAAAUUCAGGAUCAAGAGUGCCAGGAUAAAGAACAAGCUAUUAAAUUUGCCCAGGAUCUUCUGCAUAAGGAUGUCGAUGCAUUUUAUAAUGACAACUGGGAAGCAUGCAAGCAGACAGUCCAGCUAGGCCUCUUGGCUCUUAACAAACAGGGGGAUGUGUUUGUAAAGGAACAAGAAUUAAAGGAAUCAAUCCUGGAUAAUGCUAAGACAAUCGCCCAAAAUGUUGCUGCUCUUGUGAUGAAGAAAGCCAUCCAGGAAGUCAAACUGAAGACAGCAUCAGAAGCAAUUCUCCAGGAAGUGCUAUCAAAUGCUGCCUUGGUGUUGGAGAAUGCAAAUGCAGCUUCCAGACAAGAACUUCCCAGAGUGGUGUCUGCAGAUCUGGUGCAAAUCAAAGAUGAUAAAGAACAGGUUGUACAAAUGCAAGAGUUACCUAUCAAAGAACAUGAGCCUCCGAAUGAGAAUGUGACACCAGCCUCUUCAAAUGAGUCAGUUGUUUCCUCCGUUGGAUUGGGGGAUAUCAUGACAGUUCGUGAAGAGCUCAAAGAUUGCAGAAACUUGCUUAAUGGUUUUAGAGAUGUUGACCUCAUGUCUUCAGAGAACAGAAGACUCCUUAAUCUACCGAAGGCAAGCAGAAGCCUUGACUCUGUAGUCAGAUCCCUGUCAGAGGCUAACAAGGCCAUGCCGUGCAAGAAAUUAAACACAUCUUUGCCACAGGUAGAUCGCUUUGAGGAAAUCCACAGAAACAAAGCUUUCUUAUCUACCUGUGAAAUUGCUCCUUCCUUGCCAUCAGGAUCCAAAGAUGUGGUUAUUGACAUUAAGAUGAAACAAGAAGACGUUGCACUCGAUGUCAUUAUUGAUGUAGAAGAAGAUGAUGGAAAUCGGAUUUCAGAACAGCCAACUGAAGAACAAAGACCUUUAAACGAUAUGGAACUCCUACAUGUAGAGAUGAUGGUAAAGGGAGAAUUUAAGAAACUACUUCCACACUGGGUGAAAUACAUCAUCUUUGCACUUUUGAUUUGUUCCAUUGCCGUGUCAUUAUUUUUCACUGACAUUUAUGCCAUGUCAUUUGAAGAUGAAAAUCUCAACCACUGGCUGCUACUGGUUGGUUUGGCCAUGCUGGAGGAUUUCAUCGUUUUCCAACCAGUCAAAUGCUUGUUUAUUCACUUUUACUUCAUGGUGUUCCCACAGCACAGAAAUGUGAUCAACAACCCAGUCUAACUGUAUUACCUUGAUUGGAUCAAUUAUGUAUCUUAAUGUGAAAAACAAUACAUACCGUACAAAGGAAUAUGACUGACUUUGAUGCGACUUCCUUAUUAUUUGGAACAAUCAACCAAAAACAAUAGAAUAUUUAAACUAAGAUGUAUGAAAUGGGUUCCUUUAAUUGCAAACUUUAUCGAAAAAAAUUUUCGAUUUCUCACUAUAGUUCAGUUUUUUAAUUCAGCAUCCCAUGAACACUGCUGUUGAUUUUGACUUUCAAAAAAAAGCUUUAUAUUUCAUGUUUUGACUGCCAUUAUCAGGUUCUAUUCUGCAGAAAAAAACUUCAUAAUUAUGCAAAACAAUUCAAACCUUUCAUUUGGCUAUAAUGUGUAAUAAUAAAGGCUUUAGCAUUCUUUUUUUUUUUUUUUCAUCUUUUUUACUUUUCUUUCUAUGCCAUGUGUACCUUUCAUUGAAAGACAAUUGCCAAAACAAUUCUGUCAAGAGUUUAGUGCCCUAUUUUGGAAGUUAUAUAUAAAAGGUAAUGAUUAAAGCUUGGUAUACAUAUACAAAGACAAGUUUUCUAAAAAAUCUUACACAAUGAUUGUUGCCUUU
Lingula anatina is the source of this 6061-nucleotide messenger RNA. RefSeq lists its product as uncharacterized. Gene Ontology annotation, biological process: detection of mechanical stimulus. The record is from RefSeq and is a predicted model, not a curated record. Gene Ontology annotation, molecular function: protein binding; calcium channel activity. Gene Ontology annotation, cellular component: membrane. Lineage: Eukaryota; Metazoa; Brachiopoda; Lingulata; Lingulida; Lingulidae.